AUGGCGGUGUAUGAAGAGGAGAAAAUAUUCGAGCAGGUAAUGGACGUAGAAGACGACGGCGACGAGGAAGAGGAAGAGGGGGUGGAGGAAGAGGAUGACGACGACGAGGAGGAAGUUCUGAACAGCGGCGGAGGUAGGGCGCCUGUAGCUUCGGUUGACGGAGACGAUGAGGAGGAAGACGACGGAGAGAACGAAGACGACGACGGAGACGAUGACGACGACGAUGACGACGACGACGACGACGAUGAAGAUGAGGAGGAAGAGGACAGCGACAACGAAGAAGACGAAGAAGAAGAAGAAGAGGGCGAUCUUGGGACAGAGUACCUAGUGAGGCCGGUGGGCCGUGCUGAGGACGAGGAAGAUGCCAGUGAUUUCGAGCCACAAGAAAACGGUGAAGAGGAUUUUGAGGAGGGAGAUGAAGAUGAUGAUGAAGAUGAUUCGGGCGGAAAACUCGAGGCCCCACCAAAGAGAAAGCGCUCGUCCAAGGAUGAUGACUCGGAUGACAGUGAUGGUGGAGAGGAUGACGAGAGACCGUCCAAACGAUAA
Striga hermonthica is the source of this 546-nucleotide messenger RNA. The record is from the annotation of a GenBank genome assembly. NCBI's taxonomy places the organism in Eukaryota, Viridiplantae, Streptophyta, Magnoliopsida, Lamiales, Orobanchaceae.